This is a messenger RNA of Annulohypoxylon truncatum, 941 nucleotides long. Its product is annotated as bola-like protein. The transcript is spliced from 3 exons. Lineage: Eukaryota; Fungi; Ascomycota; Sordariomycetes; Xylariales; Hypoxylaceae. Bases 349 to 768 code for a protein of 139 amino acids. The record is from RefSeq and is a predicted model, not a curated record.
GUGAGGUUAGAGACGCAUUUAAAUUGUUGAGGAUUCUCGGGGUCGCUUUUUCUACCGUAACUCCUGCUAAUUGGUCAAUUAGUUCCAGUAACUUUAGCUCGUCCCGGUCCGCAUGCUUACAUCGGCCGGCCUACUCGAUAUAGUCGCUCUUGUAACUUCGCUCUCCAAGAUCUUUCAUCAUUCGUCCGUUUCACCACCUUCGCUGGCACCCUACCUCCCCCUUUGGGCCUACACCAUAUCUGAUCGGGAAUUUAAAAGAUUCGAUCCUAGGGCUCUCGAUACCAGGAAAACCUGGCCAAAAACAGGUUCGGGGUAACCUUACAUCCUACAUCUCACAUAGACACCUACAUGUUGCAGAAACACGUGCGAGCCUGGACCAGCAGGGCGACCAGACAGCUCUCCACUAUGGCAUCAUCCGCAACCUCCAAUACACCGAUGGAGGAUGCCAUUCGGGCAAAGAUCACUGAGGCUCUCAAGCCCUCGACCCUGGAGAUCUUUAACGACUCCCACAAGCACGCACACCACAAGGCCAUGGUGGGUAGCACUUCCAAGGAGACGCACUUCAGACUGGUAAUCACCUCCGAGGCUUUCAGGUCCAAGAUGCAGCCCGCCCGACAUCGCAUUAUCUACCAGCUACUGGAGAGUGAGAUGGCUCAGGAGGGGGGUAUCCACGCCUUGCAGUUGCGGACUAUGACGCCGGAAGAGGAGGAGCGAAGAAAAGAACGGGAGCAGCAGAGCUCCGCUAGUGCCACGGCCGAAGCAAGUUGAACAUGGGCAAAGUCUGGGACUUGGAAGCGGUUGAUGUGUGUACGAUACUGUCGUGCGUACGAGAAGAUGUCAGGCUUAACUUGGCAAAUGACUCUAGCAAAUACACGAUGACUCACGAUCUGAUAUGCCAUUCCUAGUACGCCGACGAAGACCGGGAUCCUAAUCAUAGAUAG